AUGGAACAUGCGGUGCCUCAGACCUCGAACCUCCCGGGCCUUCCUCUAUCAUACAGUGACCUCGUGUGCAAGGAGCAUCCCGACCCUCUUUCCUCCCUGCUAUGCUUCAACCUCCCCCGGUCGCUUUCCGGUCAGACCGGCCCCUCUCCUUUAUCCAUCUUCUCCUCGGUCGGCAAGCAAUGGCUGCAGAAUGCCGUUGGCGACGAACCCCUCGACUGGGACGUCUUGUCACCAAUGUUCGCUCCAGAUCCAAGCCUCGACAUGGACUAUUCUCCCCUCCGCCGGCCGUUUAUCCCUCUGCCUGCCAAGGAUGACGCUCGGUGUCUGCUCAACAUCUACUUCCAAUCCUUCAACACCUUCUGCCCUACGUUUGACGAGCACGAGUUCAUGCUUCAUUUUGAGCUAGAGUACCCAGUUCAGCCGGAGCCCUGUCCGGCAAAAUGGGCCUGUGUGAAUGCCGCCCUUGCGCUGGCCGCUUCCCUCGACCCGAGACUCUCCGGUCAAGCCGGCCUGUUUUGGAAGAACGCUAUGAUGUCUUGGGCACCUUCUUCCUGGAAGCGCCGAGCUUUUAUUCCGCACAGGCUUUGGUGGCUAUGGUAUGUUCCCCAUCAAAUGGACUUUCGAAAUCGGUUGCUUACACGGUACCAGGCCGUGUAUUCGAUAGGCACCUUCCAGAGCCAAACAUCCAGCACGAUCAUCCCCAUGGCCAUUCGCACGUUGCACGGACUUUCUCCGACCGAGACAAAUGGCUCAAAGCACUUCGAGAUUGUCUUGGUACUCGCCCGUUCACUCGAUAUAGACCAUGCGUUACAAGGCGGAGACCCCCCAACCGACCUGAGCGACGGAGAUCUUUAUCGCGCGAUGCCUGUCCAAGAAAUGGGCACAGACUCCAUCCGCUCAUUUGACUUCUACGAAGCUUUCUCCGCUCUUACGCGUCUCAAGGAAGACGUCUACCGUGAGCUCUACUCGGUCUCCGCCCGGAAAAAGAGCGAUUCGAAGGUACUUGCCAGAGUCGGUGGACUUGACGCACGACUGGAGGACUGGAAACAUACCAUCCCAGAGGAGUACCGGCCAGGGCGUCCUACUGCAGCCGAAACUAUCAAGCAGGGCAACUGUGUGCUGGUUGUCUACAUGCAUCUCAGCUACCACAACUGUCUCUUGGCCAUACACCGUCGCACGGCCUCUUUCACAGCCGCGUCCCUGCGCUUGGAUUCCUCUCUCAAAAUGGGCAAUGCCAUUCGAUCGUUAAAUACCCGGGCUCUGAUAUCAUCCCGACUUUGUGCAGAGGCGUCGCGUGCUACACUACAGCUUGUCAGAUUCAUCCCUGUGGGAAGCCAAUUGGCUUGUGGGUUGAUUAUCUCUCACAUUGUCUUCGCACUGAAGCUUUUCGCCGUUACGAUCGUACAAGAUCCAAGUAGCCCACGAGUUCAGUUUGAUCUACGAUUAAUUCGCAAUGUGGAAGCUUUUCUAUCGCAGCUUCCAAUCAGUGCCGGAGACAAGGGCAUAUCGAAACUCAGGGAAUACUGUGAACGAUACCGAGAAGUCACCGAAAAUGCCAUGAAACAAGGUGCAAUACAAAAGAGACAAUAG
Aspergillus mulundensis is the source of this 1590-nucleotide messenger RNA. Its product is annotated as fungal specific transcription factor domain-containing protein. The coding region runs from base 1 to 1590 and encodes 529 amino acids. Lineage: Eukaryota; Fungi; Ascomycota; Eurotiomycetes; Eurotiales; Aspergillaceae. The transcript is spliced from 4 exons. The record is from RefSeq and is a predicted model, not a curated record.